AGUUUUUCACAAUCUCUUCAUACAUUGUGGAUGCCAAAUUUUGUUACAGAUUGCCGUAUCAUCUGUGAACUUUUGGAUUUUCAUCUAGUCGUUAAAAAAAACUGUUUCAUUCUGUUUUUGCCCAGGGGUGUGUUGAAUUGAUUGGUUUCAUCAUUGGCUUUUGGCAGAUAGUACGGCGUCCACAAUCGGUCCCAUGUGAGGGCACACCGCAAGAAUGAUAUCGUUGUCUUGGAAUUUUUCGUACAGCUCGUGAUACUUGAGUAACGACGCCUCCCGUUGCUUUUCCACCUCGCGUUUCAACUCGAGCUCUAGUUUCGCCCUGGCUAGAUUCAUGACCUGCUUCUUCUCCGUCUGCUCAGAUAGCGGCUGCUGACUCAUCUCCUUCUGCGGUCGUUGCCGCUUUUUGGUUGGCGGAGUCACGGCCUUGUUGGAGGAUGGCUCAUCUUUGGCAAGCGAUUUUUGUUCUUGUAGCUGCGAAGACGGCUUGGGUUGUUGCUUGUCUUUCGAUACGUCGCCAACGGGCGACUGUGGCUUUGAUGUCGCCUGUUGCUUUUCGAGCGCCUUGCGCAUCUGCUUGAGAGAAGAUCCGUCCUUUGCAUUUUUUUUCUGCUUUUGCAGCGUUUUCAGUUGUUGCUGCUUUUGGCGAAGAGGUGGCUUUGGGUUUUGCUUCUUCUUGGCAGCCUUUGCCUUGGUAUUGGGUUUCGCUCCUUUGCCAGCAGGGGCUUUUGCCUUGGUCUUCGCCUUGUUCUUCGGCUUUUUGGUGCUGUUGGGUUUGUUCGCGACUGCGUUGGCUUUGGUCUCUGUUGGUUUUUCGUUCACGGUGCUGCCACCCUUGCCUUUUUUCGCCGGGGUAGAAACCGCAGCAUCAUCACUCUUUGUUUCUUUCUGCUCCUCCUUUUCUGCCGCUGCAACCUUUGUGGAUGUGGGAGUCGYAUCRAUUCCAGACUCGGCUUCUGCUUUUUUCUCCUGUUUCUUCGCUUUUUUGGUCGGGGUGGGAUCUACAGAAGCACCGUCUGCCUCGGCUUUCUUUUUUUUCUCCUGGCUUUUGACGGKUUUCUUCUUCUCAGYYGAUUUGUUCUUCUUCCCACUUGUUUUUCCCUCUUUCUUGACGGGUGUAGAYAAUACAUCAUCACUGGCUUUGGUAUCCUUCUCCUCCUUUUUUGUUUGCUUCUUCGUAGGAUUUGCCUUUUGGCUUGGAGUGUCAACUGCAAUCUYGGUCUCGUUUGAUACAGCAUCUUUUUUUUCUUGGAUCGCUUUUUUAGCAGGAGUGGAAAURACAGUGCCUUUGCCCUUGGAUUUUCUUUUCUUUGUCGAAGUUUUUUUCUUUUCCUUCUCGCCGCUACGUUUCUCCGUCUUGGCUUCGGACUUUUCUGCCUUAACAUCGGCAAUCUUUACUUCUUCUGUUUCAUUAGGUAGUUUCGCCAUCUUACAAUACGAUUCUUUGAACAAACUCUUUGAAAAUGAUUGUGGUUUGGUCAAUGAGAAAGGGUUCCAUUCUUAGCACAAGGUUUGUCCCGUACAGUACUUACAAGAAAGGGCGAGUUCGCACCGACGGCGACGAUCAAAUUUCAGAUUUUUGUACUGCAGUUUUUCGAGGUUUCUUUUUUGAUCGGAACGUGAAAUUGGUGGCUGGGAUUUGAAUUACGUCAUAAUACAUAUGUUUAGUAUUUCUUUAAAGUAGAUUAGUAUGGUGUACCAUAAUAUGGUACUACGUACUUCGUAGUUACUAGUAGAACGAAGUAUGUACCCAUACUUUCUUACUUCUGUACUUCGUACUAUUACGAAGUACAGUACUUGUACCAGGCACAAGCACCGUCUGUAAGUUUGCUUCUUCUUUUUAGUCGAACCAGUCGUUCUUUGGUCCAGUUUUUCUGAGACAAAUUUUCCGAGACAAAACGUGUGAGGGUAAAUCCCGAGUAGCUACUAGUGCAAAACGUGUUGAUCACGGAUUUUGGUUUCAAUUUUUUUUUGUCUCAGCAAGCACAGCUUGGGAAAAGAUCUUCCUUCCUGUCGUAUCACUACAUCGAGCAGCCUAUUAUGGAACCAAAGGAAAAACGGUUAAUUCUGUUCUGUUGCCAUCGAUACAACUGGACUCGUGAAAUGAAUGUGGUUAUCUUCCUUGUCAUAUGAUUUGCGUUUCGUAGAUGAAUCGUUCAUUCUUUCAAUCGCUUUCUUCUUCAGGCCUCCUGUCUCCAAGGUGCGUUGCCUCUAUGGGUCAUCAGAGCCAGACCCUCCCGAAGCAAGAAAUAAAGUCCAGUUACUUUUUCUGGCAAAUCCCAUCGUUUGUGUCCGUUGAUUCUUUCUAAAAGAAUAGGCCAAAGAGAGGUUGGAACAAAAAAAUAUUAUCACUCUCUGGGUUGCUGAUAUCAUUGUCUUCAAUGAUGCAUCUUCCUGCAUGGUUGAUAGUAAGCAUAUAUAUUAUAUUUGGUAGAAGAGAAAACCUUCGAUACAUGUUAUUGUCAUGAACACUAGUCCUUUGGGUUCCUCCGAAUAUUCUCCGGGAUCCUCGAACUUGUCAAGAAAAAUCGAUUUCCACAUCAACAAGCCGCGACUGAUUAGCUUGAACACUUUUUUUUUAUUGCAUUGGCUACUCUUUGGACACUUGCGUCCUGAGAUCCCUCAACAUGUAUGGAACGAACAUUUGGAAAUUUUGGAAGGACGUCACCAAGUAAGAGAGUCUUCAAUUGAUCAUCGUUGAAGCUACACCCAUGAAACUGUAUUUUCCUGAGUGUACUGCAACAGCGAAAAUUCAAGGUCUGAAGAUUCUCCAGAAUGCCAUCAACUUUUUCCUCGUAAAUCAAUUCUGAAAAGUUUAGUGUUCUUAACAUGGGCAACUGAUUUGCCACCCAAUCACAAAAAAAUAGCGGAUGCUCUCCUUUGUUUGUGGGUACUCGAGAGAGACUUCUUCCAAUCGAGUCAGCUCCUUUUGAUGAGAGAAGUCUUCCGGGAAUAAAAACACAUGGAAUAUAAUUGUUUUUAGAUUUGACAAGGUAGAAAGCUCCGCGGGAAUCGAUCGGCAAUAAUGCAACCAAAAAACAUUUAUCGUCUUGGAUGAACCAUCAACCUAAUGAUCCUACCAUUUUCAUCAGUUCUAAUGUCCCACAGUUUAUUGUAUGAGCGCAUACCAUCUAUGAGACUCAUUGGGUUGCGAGGAUCGAUUGGGUUAAUCUGCCUCAAAACCAAAACCAAGAUAACCCAAUCGAUAAAGUCCACUUUUACAUUCGUUUUGACAUACAUUGGAAUCCACGAGUGGCAUAACUCUAGUAAUACUCUUUUGCCACCUUUUCAAUUUUUCUAGGAUGCCUUUCAACAGCCGAUUCCUCGCUGAGAAAUCGAAUGCUAUUGGUGGCUCGAAUGUUGGUUUAACGGCCGCUCAUGUGAAAUCCUAUUCAAAAUUUUGUUUUGAUAAAAAAAUCCAUGGCGCCUUCGUACCGAACCUUGUCGAGCGGAGAGCACAUCGAGAAAUCGAGAUUUGAUUGAGUUAACAAGAGGCCGUUAGAUGUUGAUUGUAUACCCGCCCAGAUCAGAGCCACUCGGGAACUUACCGUAUGAGUUGCUGUCUUUCUUUUGAGCCAAAGAAUGAAUGAAACCUCGAGAAGAAAAUCAGAUAACAAAGCUUCUUCGUGUGUGCGAUUCGAAUCAUGCAAGUACUUCCUGUUCUGAAAACCUCCAAAUCCCCAUAGCCCACUCAUCGCACCGACCGAUCCGGGAUCGAUGGCAUUUUUGCGGAAUCGCCUCGGAAGCAAUCCCAGACUCGAAARCCUACUYGGUGUUUCACCGUGGUGUCUGCAGUCCAAAGAGCACACUCUCGCUUGGUCGCCGAGGAAGCCGAAAUUUUGAAUCUUGACAUAACGAACCACCAUGCGGUUACCAGGUAAGUUGCCGUUGUGAAACCUUCUAUUACGCGCUGUCACGGUUUCGAAAAUGACUGUAUCGUAUCGGGUACGAACUGAGUAAAGGAUGAAGGAUUUUAUUUUAAGUGUUCGUCGGUUACGAGUACCUGUACCGUACGAUUGAUCGCGCGUUCGAAGAUACAGAACGUGACCAUCUCUUGCAAACGGGACUUAUCAGGUAGUCGAUAAUCCGAAGAAGUAUGUUACCGGUACUAGUACUCUGGUAAUUGACUUCAUGAAAGUAUCUUCGGUAGUAUUACAGUAUUUCGCAAUGUACAAGUAUUGCGUACCGUACCAGGUACCGUAAGGAGAAAUAAUCAACGUUGUUUGUGUGUCUGCCUGCCUGCUCGUGUUCUGGUCUUAUUCUACCCGAAAAAUGCCAAUAUUUUUUAUCAAUAGAAUUCUAUUCCUUUCUGUUCACACUUGAUUUUGGCGUUAAAAACCUUUUUGUUGGGGGUGCGAUUCCGUUGUGCCCCCUAUUGAAUAUUGCCUACGUUGUUGGAUCGGUUGUGCGUCCCAAAUUUCAGACUGACUGGCGUGCAGAGCAACUUGAAGAUCCAUAAAUACGUCGUUUGGUGCUCUAUCUAGGCCUUCUGCCCUGUGUGAUUGAGUGAAUAAUCGAAUCAUCGAAAAAACAAAUCAAAAUAAUUUCGUUUGGUGUCGUCUUUUUUCCACUUCGCCAUGCGUGACGGUAGAAAAUAAAGUCUUGUCUUUAGAUUUCGGAGGUUGUGUAUUCUGAUUCAUUCCUUCUCAAAAACGAUCCGAAUCAAUGGCACACUGUUCAUUCUUCUGUUUCUGCCGCUGAUACAGAUACUGAUACAAAUAAAACGGGACAACUGGAGAAAGAGUUCGAUUCAUUUGUUUCAACGACACCUGAACUACUGAUGACAACAUGCUACUACUCCGAAGACGCAAAGAACAAAAUGAGCAUUGCAGCCAGCCGUCUUGUCCGCGUUCGGUGGUGACCUUUUACCACGACAUGAGCGGUGAAAGCAGUUCCGUGGAAUUCUACUCCAAUGGAGAUUCCCAUAACCGCUUGCGCCAGGAAAUCGAUCUCCAGGAUUUCGAGGCAUUGGUAGAGACCUACAAGUCUUUGGUGACCAAUCACCGCAAGAAUCUCCAGCGAAGGAAAYGCCGGCUACGUCGUCUUCGCAGUGGACCCGAGUCUGCCCCCGUCCACCGCUCGGAUGAUUCGAAACGCGAACCCGACGAUUCUUCUCCAAUGGUCGUCACCGAGGUCCACAAGAAGGCAAUCGUGACACUUGUCCGGGUCGAUGCCACCUCGAAGCGCGUCAUUGGAAUCCGGCCUGAGUUUUUUCCGAGAAGCACAAGGGUGGUCCCGUCUUGCCUGGGCCGGCUGGACUCUCUCAAGUGCCUCCGGCUGGACMGAUGCACCCAUCUGGCAAGGGUUCCAUCGGCCCUCGGACUAGGCCUUUCGCGGCUGACGGAACUGCGCCUGGAUGUCUCGGCCAUGAAUCAGCCCCUCCCGACCAGUUUCGGGGAGCUCGGGAACCUGACGACCCUGGUUCUCUUUGGWAGCUGCGCAAGGUUGGACGCUGGCAAUGUUGGCGAAAACAAUUCUUCGAUGGUCCUGUUCCCCUCGUCCAUGGCAAAAUUGAAACUGAAGCACCUCGAAACCCACAUUCAGAACCUCUUGCACAUUUCGCCCGAGGUGCUCGACGGAUGGAGUGCUUCGAU
Messenger RNA from Pseudo-nitzschia multistriata, 5591 nucleotides. The record is from the annotation of a GenBank genome assembly. NCBI's taxonomy places the organism in Eukaryota, Bacillariophyta, Bacillariophyceae, Bacillariales, Bacillariaceae.